AUGCGCGCUCGCUGCAGGUGCACCGAGACUCCCCCUCCCUUCUGUGAGUGCUCGGCGCGCAUGCGCUACCUGCCCCCAGCCCUCUCCCGGGAGCGGCAGGUGCCAGGCGCAGCUCGGCGUUCUGUGGGGCGGCUCCUCCCCGCUCCUGGGUGUGUGUGAGGAGGAGGCGGCUCGGCGGCGGCAGCAGGUUGUGGCUGGGAGGCUGGGCUCGGAACUGCCCGGGUUCUCCCCCUCCCCCCACAGCGCGCCCGGGGACACAGACCGUCUGGCGGCAUGAACCGGACCCACCGCAGCGCUGGGGGUAGCCGGGGCCUCGGCACCAUGGAAGUGAAGAGCAAGUUUGGAGCUGAAUUUCGACGGUUUUCUCUGGAAAGAACCAAACCUGGAAAGUUUGAGGAGUUUUAUGGAUUAUUGCAGCAUGUGCACAAGAUCCCCAAUGUUGAAGUUUUAGUUGGGUAUAUAGACAUUCAUGGAGAUCUGCUGCCUAUCAACAAUGAUGACAAUUAUCAUAAAGCAGUUUCCACAGCCAAUCCUCUGCUCAGGAUUUUCAUUCAAAGAAAAGAAGAUGCGGAUUACAGUGCCUUUGGUACGGAUACUAUGACAAGGAAGAAAAAUGUCUUAUCAAAUGUGUUGCGUCCGGAUAACCACAAAAAGAAACCACAUAUUGUCAUUAGCAUGCCGCGAGACUUCAGACCGGUGUCGUCUAUUAUUGAUGUGGACAUUCUCCCAGAAACCCAUCGCAGGGUGCGACUUUACAAAUAUGGAACUGACAAACCACUUGGAUUCUAUAUACGGGAUGGCUCUAGUGUCAGAGUAACACCACAUGGAUUGGAGAAAGUACCAGGGAUUUUCAUAUCCAGACUUGUUCCUGGAGGCCUGGCUCAAAGCACAGGCUUACUGGCUGUUAAUGAUGAAGUACUGGAGGUAAAUGGAAUAGAAGUCUCAGGGAAGAGUCUUGAUCAAGUUACAGACAUGAUGAUUGCAAAUAGCCGUAACCUGAUCAUUACAGUGAGACCAGCAAAUCAAAGAAAUAAUGUUGUUAGGAACAGUAGGACUUCUGGGAGCUCAGGUCAGUCUACUGAUACUAGUCUUCCAGGUUACACACCACACACUGUGCAGAACUUCCAUCCAGAAGAAGACGACAGUGAUGAAGAUGACAUCAUUAUUGAAGAUAAUGAUGAGCCACGGCAGAUUCCAAAAGCUGUCCCUACCAGUGAGAGUCUGGAAUCAUUAACGCAAAUUGAACUCCUUCAUGAGUCAACACAAAAUGGUUUCAUUCCAUUUAGUGAAGUAAACUUAUGUCAUUCAGCAGGCAAUGUUAACAUGGAGUAUGAAAUACAUGAUCCAGACAAAAAGUCCUUAGAAGAUGGGACAAUUAUAACAUUAUGA
This is a messenger RNA of Emys orbicularis (European pond turtle), 1389 nucleotides long. It is a transcript of the gene PARD6B, whose product is annotated as par-6 family cell polarity regulator beta. The transcript has 3 exons. Gene Ontology annotation, molecular function: protein binding. The record is from RefSeq and is a predicted model, not a curated record. Gene Ontology annotation, cellular component: apical plasma membrane; nucleus; cell cortex. Gene Ontology annotation, biological process: centrosome cycle; establishment or maintenance of cell polarity; regulation of cellular localization. The coding region runs from base 274 to 1389 and encodes 371 amino acids. Lineage: Eukaryota; Metazoa; Chordata; Testudines; Emydidae.